Molecule: messenger RNA, 2034 nt
Organism: Silurus meridionalis
Lineage: Eukaryota; Metazoa; Chordata; Actinopteri; Siluriformes; Siluridae
Gene: klhdc10
Product: kelch domain containing 10
Exons: 10
Coding region: 150-1403 (417 amino acids)
Biological process (GO): positive regulation of stress-activated MAPK cascade
Molecular function (GO): protein binding
Source: RefSeq, a predicted model, not a curated record
UUUCCGCUUCCGCCUCCACCUCCGCAGCGGAUGGAAACACAUCCGUGGAGAGAGCGAUGGGACGCGUUGUUGAUAUUGAUAAUAUUUCCAUUUUUUAGCUUUAAAUAUAUAGAUAUAUUUAAAUAUUAUUCCAUGACUUUACACUAAAUAUGUCGGCCGCAGAGGACGCGCAGAGCCCGGAGCAGCUGAACCGAUUCGAGAAGCUGUUGGGGAGUCCUCCUCUCCGAGCGGCAGGCUCUAAGAAGAAAGUUCGAUGGCUUCAGGCUCGACGAAUCCUCGCUCAACCUUGCUCCAGCCUGCGGAUCCCUAACAGGUUUUUAAGAGAAGGUCACCGGGCCCCUCCGGCGCGGAGCGGACACCGCUGCGUCGCCGACAACACCAAUUUAUACGUGUUCGGCGGCUACAACCCCGACUUCGACGAGUCGGGCGGCUCGGAGAAUGAGGAUUACCCUCUUUUCAGGGAGCUCUGGAGGUAUCACUUUGCGACGGGGACGUGGCAGCAGAUCCGCACAGAGGGCUACAUGCCGACAGAGUUGGCCUCCAUGUCAGCUGUUUUGCACGGGAACAACCUGCUCGUGUUUGGCGGCACCGGAAUCCCGUUCGGAGAAAACAACGGAAACGACGUUCACGUCUGCAACGUCAAAUACAAAAGAUGGUCUCUACUCAACUGCAGAGGGAAGAAACCCAACCGGAUUUAUGGACAGGCGAUGGCCAUCAUAAGUGGCUUCCUGUAUGUGUUUGGCGGGACGACUGGCUACAUUUAUAGCACAGAUCUACACAGACUGGACCUCACCACACGCGAGUGGAUCCAUCUCAAACCUAACAACCCUCCGGAUGACCUGCCCGAGGAGCGAUACAGACACGAGAUAGCACAUGAUGGACAGAGGAUAUACAUCCUAGGAGGAGGAACCUCUUGGACAUCGUACCCUUUAGACAAGAUUCACGCAUACAAUCUCGAAACGAAUUCAUGGGAGGAGAUCACAACCAAGCCUCAUGAAAGAAUAGGUUACCCAGCUCCCAGAAGAUGUCAUAGUUGUGUCCAGAUAAAAACCGACGUGUUUAUAUGCGGAGGUUAUAACGGCGAAUUGAUCCUCAAUGAUUUAUGGAAGAUCAACCUGCAGACGUUCCGGUGGACUAAACUGCCUGCAGUGAUGCCCGAGCCGGCGUAUUUCCACUGUGCUGCUGUCACACCGGCCGGCUGUAUGUACAUCCACGGCGGCGUGGUGAACAUCCACGAGAACAAGCGGACCGGCUCUCUGUUUAAGAUCUGGCUGGUGGUGCCGAGCCUGCUGGAGCUCUGCUGGGAAAAACUGCUGAAAUCGUUCCCUCAGCUGGCUCACCUCUCAACCAUGCAGCUACUAAAUCUGGGUCUCACACAGGAACUCAUCGAACGUUUAAAAUGAGCCCAGUCUAUUUGGUAAACUGAGGACGGACGACACACUUGAGCCCGUGUCUGAAGAUAAGGAAUAUAGGAUUCAUUUUUAAAAUUUCCUUCCUUCCCUUCACCUUCUGGAAUAUAUCCUUCUAAUGUAGCCUGCCUUAAAACCAAAAAAAAUAAUUCUUUGGGAUGGCCUUUAUUUCUGUUCCAUUGUACUUUUAAUUAUUUAAUUAUAUCAAGUGGAAAGUGGUCUUUCAGUUUUUCCUUCUCGACUCUUUUUGGACUCCGCACACUGCCGAUGGGAUAAAACUCUGCUCGCCUUCGGAUCAGCUCAACGCAGUUUGACUUUUUCUUUUUGGUCGAGCUACAGGACAUAAAAAACGUCUCACGACUGAACAUAUGCAAUGCCAAGCUGGUUCAUAAUAGCAUAGACGCUAAAUACUAUACUGAUUAAGUCAACUUCAUAUUGUUCAGCCCUGCACAGAAGUCUCUGUUUUUUUUUAUUAUUAUUUAUUUCUACACACAAAACAAACCCUCCUUGAGAUCAGGUAUAUUUUCCGUUCAUUUGUCUAAUCCAGAUAUAUUUUCACUGUGAAUAAGAUGCUCUUUAGUUUAGUUUUAUUCUUAUUAAAAUAAAACCUUUUCUUCUUCCAAAA